CGCCUAGUUUCCGCACCAAAAACUAAUUUCCCACUUUUCAACUCACAAAAAGAAACACAAAAUAACCGCUAAAUUAAUCCACGUCGCCGAUCCGCGCCCAUAGUUCUUCUCAUCUCAACCCUCCAUUCCAAAUAAUCAACGGCCUAAAUCCAUCUUUAAUCAUUUCACACGGAUAACCUACCAUCUUAGCUCCCCUCCACUUCCCAUAUAAAUACUCCCCCACCAUUUCAUUUCUUUCACGGAAAUUUAAAUCGGAAAUUUUUCAAAGUUUUGAAUAUUCGUUCUCUUCUAUCGAUAUUUGAAAAAUAUGUCAGGAAGAGGAAAGGGAGGCAAGGGGUUAGGCAAGGGCGGAGCAAAGCGCCACCGCAAGGUCCUCCGUGAUAACAUCCAGGGAAUCACGAAACCGGCGAUCCGGCGUCUAGCUCGUAGGGGAGGUGUCAAGCGUAUCAGUGGCUUGAUCUACGAGGAAACCCGUGGAGUGUUGAAGAUCUUCUUGGAGAACGUGAUCCGCGACGCCGUGACCUACACUGAGCACGCCAGGAGAAAGACGGUGACCGCCAUGGAUGUCGUUUAUGCCCUCAAGAGGCAGGGUAGGACUUUGUACGGUUUCGGCGGCUAGAUUGGUAUUUACUGUUCAGGAUUGCAGAAGUUGGCUGCGAUGGCGGUGGCGAUGGUGGUGGGGGGAUUUGAAGUCUUGCGGUCAAGAAUGUUUGAGCGUAGUGUCAGCGUUAGGGUUUUGUAAUUAGUGAUUAUUAGAAAUUAGACAUUGGGUACUAUAUGCUUUCGUUUAUGAUUUGUGAUUCUUGUAUUGGAUUACAGAUUUUAAUGAAAUCUGUUGGUUUUUUAUUCUACAA
Molecule: messenger RNA, 854 nt
Organism: Gossypium arboreum
Lineage: Eukaryota; Viridiplantae; Streptophyta; Magnoliopsida; Malvales; Malvaceae
Product: histone H4
Exons: 1
Coding region: 308-619 (103 amino acids)
Biological process (GO): nucleosome assembly
Cellular component (GO): nucleosome
Molecular function (GO): DNA binding; protein heterodimerization activity; structural constituent of chromatin
Source: RefSeq, a predicted model, not a curated record